Messenger RNA from Suillus subaureus, 924 nucleotides. RefSeq names its product WD40-repeat-containing domain protein. The coding region runs from base 1 to 924 and encodes 307 amino acids. The record is from RefSeq and is a predicted model, not a curated record. Gene Ontology annotation, molecular function: protein binding. NCBI's taxonomy places the organism in Eukaryota, Fungi, Basidiomycota, Agaricomycetes, Boletales, Suillaceae. The transcript has 4 exons.
AUGACCUUGGAGGGUCAUAAACCAGUCACACCCUUGUUUCCGGGUGGAAAAUUGAAACACACUAAGAUGAACCACGUUUCAUCCAUUUGCUACUUUCCGGACGGCAAGCAGUUGAUCAGUGGAUCAGAUGAUAAGACGGCUCGGCAAUGGGACCUGCAGGCGCGGAAGGAGAUGAAUGAGGCGCAAGAUGUCCGUGAGCAGGAAGUAUGUGUGGUGGGGGUAUCAAGGGAUGGUCGAUGGGUUGUCACCGCAGAAGGGACUUUCGGUUUCCACCGUGGGGAGCUCAGAAUCUGUGAGGUUGAGACGGGGAUCAUAAAAUCAUUCAGUGACGGCCACAUUGGCACGGUCAGCAUCGAUAUUUCCUUGGACAGUACACUGCUGGCGAGCGCAUCAUCGGAUGGUACCGUCACUCAUUCCGUGGGCGCAAUUCGAUUAUCGCAAGACUCGAAGAAGCUGGCAAUCAAGUCAGCUGCUGCACAGUCCCUUGAGGUGUGGGACAUCGAAGUCGAGACAUGUGUCAGAAUGGGUCCCUUGCGGGAUAAUGACAAAUACAGGAUCCAUGUUGCUGAGGAACGGGACACGAAAAUUUACAGUGCGGAUAUCAUGAACCUGGAAACUGGAAGAUCCGUAUUCGAAACUAGUCCUAUUGACCAGGUGGGCGUGGUUCGAUUCUCGCAUGACUCGACGAAGCUUGCAGUCAUGUCGAUUACAACACAGUGGCUUGAGUAUGGGAUAUUGCGACGCAGAAGUUUGUUUUGGACAAUCAAAGACAAAUCGGUAAUCUUAGGCGUGUUUAACUUCAAGGAUGACGAGCUCAAGACGAUGUAUGAGUUCGACGCAUCGACACUGCAGACUGUCAGAGCUCCCUUCAAAGGGCACACCAACAUCAUCCAUGGUCUAGCACUUCCAUAUGAUAGUGCUUAA